UUCGUCGUAUGGAUUAACUUGACAGAAGCAGGGUGUGAUGCUGAUACAAAACUGCUGGGUAUUCUCUGCCUUCAAUAUAACAUGUAGGGUCUGUGUGAAGUAUGAAAAGUGUUGUCUUUUAUCAAAUUAUCAGCCAGCUACCAUUUUACUUGCAGUGAUGAAUAAAAGAUGGCAAGCAGAUCUUGAUCUACAUGAAGUUAACGGGGAAAACAUGUACCAUGUUGUGAUGUCAGUGUAGAUGCUCUGACGGAGGAUUUGUAAAUACGGGGAUUAAUAUCGUUACGAUGGCUUCCAGCAGACAACAGAUGACAUGUGCCUUCAACAGCGUGGAGGAGACAAUUAGGAUCUACACAGACUGGGCAAACCAUUAUUUGGAGAAGGCUCGUAACAAACGUUUCAUCAGCGACCUCCAACAAGAUGUCACUGACGGGGUGCUUCUUGCCGACGUAAUUGAGGCCGUCACUAACGAGAAAGUGAAAGACAUUAAGAGCAAACCCAAGAACUCCGCACAGAUGGUUGAAAACAUCAACACGUGCCUAACAUUCCUGGCGACUUUGGGGGUCAACGUUGAAGGACUUAGUGCUAAAGAUAUUAAAGAAGGGAACUUGAAAUCGAUACUAGGAUUAUUCUUUAGCUUAUCCCGAUUUAAACAACAGCAGAAGUCCUUACACCAGCACAACAAGGAGCACGCACAACCCAAGGUCCAAGCAGGGGAGGUCACUCUCGAUAACCAACAUUCAAGCAUCGGCAGAAACACCCCUCAGCUCAAUGGAGGUGAAAUGCUAUCUAGGUUGCCGUCUCCAUUUAAGUCUAGCAGUAAAUGUCCCACUAUAACCAACCCAUCGUCCAAAGACGGCCAGGCCCUAACUUCUACCUCCAUCAACAACAGCCGAAACUCCAAGUCUCAGAACCACUCCAACGACAAAGUGACACGCUCACAGCUCAAUCAACAAAAUAACAACAUCUCAUCAUCCUCAUCAUCAGGUUCAACAUACCUCAACACAAAAAACAACAACCCUGCUUCCUCGAGGGCGACCUCCCCGGCCACAGGUGCAGGUGGGUCUGGGAUCCCCACUCCAGGGGGAAGGUCUCUGGUGAGUCCCCGUGGACAGGACAAGCAGCCACGGGCGGUCAGCUCGGGGAGCACGACCUCCACAAGCUCGACCGCUUCCAACAAAAGUACCUCCCACAAGGCCAGUGUCGCCAACAAAAACUCUAUGUUGGACAAAUUCAAAUUUUUCAAUUCCAAAGACAAAAGUAAAAGUAAGGGCGGUGUGCCCAAAAGUACGUCAAAGAGUAGCACGACAAGUACGAGUUCGUGUAGUGAUCGAAGCGACGUCAGAUCGACGACAAGCUCCGCGCGGAGCUCAAGUUCUACAGACCCCGGGGCUAGUAGUAGUACACCUUCUAAUGACUCAGAACCACAAAGUCCCAAGCUCCCACCCAAAACAGGCAAAUCCCUGGUGAAAGGGUUUGCGGGUCGCCGGGAGCUCGGUGGAGUUGGUACAGAUGAGGUAGGGGCUAAAUUGAGUAAUCAAAGCCCCUCCGUUCCUCCUGUACCUCCUUCACACAGCUCACAGUCACAUUCUUCCAGUAAAAAGGUCAGCGGAAAGUCGGACCGCCGUGAAACCAGAUCGGCACAGGCUAGUCCUACACAGGGUAAGAAGGGUGCAACCAAGAUAGGCAGCUUGAUACCAAAGUCUUCAUCGGGAAAAUCAUCGUCAAAAUCAUCGCCAUCGAAUGGUCCCACCAGCUCCCAGAUUCCUACGCCCGCAAGUAGCAUUCCUAAACCAUCGACAUCAUUGGGCAAGUCUAGUAAAUCUACCAAGGAGGAGAAGUCAAAACUACAAAGCAGGAGUCAGCAUUCAUCGCCAUCGUCAUCGUCCGCCACGUCAUCAUUGCCUCAAAAAUCUCAUCAUGCCACUUCCUCUCCGAAAUCUAUGCAAUACCAGUCUCAGGCUCAGCAGCCUUCCAACAGUAUUAACCAUUCAAAAGGCUCGUCACAUCAACCAGAGGGGGGCAGUGACCAAUCAAAGGUGAGCUCUCAGGAACCAUCAGCGGAUGACAAAAUGCAGCAUAGAUCUAGAUACACAGAAAUUGAAUACUCGGAUGGAAGGAUUGAACGAGUAGGUGACGGCCAUUUUGCUAAGCCGAACAAUUUAUUAGUGUCCCCGAAAGUAAGUGGUGGCCAUUUCCAGGGCAGUGAUAGGACUCAGGAAGUGGGGGUUUCCGGGCAACAAAAUAUGAUUCCUUCAUCUCAGACGGUUAAUGUGGUGAAGCCGACAUGUUCGGUGGCUACCACUGCAACAACAGUGAUGACCAAGUCUGACGGCAACACCCAGACUUCGUUAUCUGUGUUAAAUCGUGCAACACCUCCGCCACUCCCAAAAACAGAACCUCCACAGAAAAGCCACGCGAAGGACAAGGAAUACAAGAUAUCGGGAAGCCAGAGUGGGUCGGGUCACUCCACCCCAGUGUCUGUGUCGGGGAGUGACUCCACCCCCUCUAGUCAGAGUGGCCCAAGUGGUACAGGCUCAUCCUCCAGUGAAAGUGUGAUAUGCAAUAAGUCGCUAAAUGUGGACGAUUUCUCGGGGUCGGAAAAAAGCAGUUCCAGUGCAACAAACUCUCCUAGGCUCGGAAUGAAAGUGAUACAUUCUCAGUUACAAAGACCCGCUAAUAACGUGGCCAUCGUUCAACCCCGUCACGGGGAAAAGAUUGAAACAACUUUUGAUACUGAAAUUCGAACAGAAACUGUGAAUAAGGAUAGCGACACAUCUAAAAAUAACCUUCGGGAAACGACAUUUUCUGAAAAGUCGGAAAAAGAUCCGACAUUUGUGGAUGAUUCUGGUGAAGCAAUGGAUAUUAAACCAAUGCAGCCAAUCAUGAGAGCAAUGCCUUAUGGGUCGUCGGGAUAUUUACGUGGGUAUGGGACGCCUGGGUCACCAGCUUCAGGAAAGAUCUUCCAUAACCCGGGUUACGCCACACCCACUACCGCGUAUUAUGCCCGGACGAGCAGUUUGGGUAUCAAUCGGCCACUCAUAGGUGACCCCAAUAAAUAUUACUCUGGAUCUAUUAAACGGACCCAGUCAACGGGCCAGAAUAGUUCUAUUGACACAGACUAUAGCUCUGACUACGAUACUUAUGAUUAUGUGUCGGGGUACAUGUCAGACGGCGACAUUCUCAAGGGCAACAAAAUGGGUGAUGACAUGACAAGUGGGUACCUGUCCGAGGGCGGAGCCUCACUGUAUGCGCGACGACUUCAGCAGCGUUUCCGUGAGGGCAUGCAGGCUGUCAAGGAAUGCAUGCAGAAAAGUACAGGGCUCAUGGACGAUGACAGAAGGCGUUUGCGACAGGAUCACUAUAGAUUAAGCACACCUAAGCGUGCGCGUUAUGUUCGUUUUGAUGACAGCAGUUCUAUCAGUAGCGGGGACAUCAGUGAUACGAUUAAUGAAAUCAGUACGGACGAGGGAAACCUCACCGGAGGGUCAUCACGCGACAGUGAACGCAACCCCUACGGGAGCCUCAAACGCACCCCGAAAGAAUUGGGCAGGAAUAUCGCAAAUGGCAACUUCCAUGGCCAGUUCCCCACACAGAAACGUGCACCAAACUUGGGCACUAGUGCUUUCCUAGGAACUGAUUACUCAAGUGAUGCCAAUCCAGUUUCCGGAUGGCGGAAAUACUCUCUACCUCAAACCAACCGCCUUCUGAGCAGCGACCCCGCUGACUACGCACACCUGUAUAACGGCUACGACCACAGCCAGUGGCGGCCCAAUCAGGGCAACGUGGGCCAGUUAAGGAAGUUAUCUAACGCCAGUCAGCCCGAAAUACACCAUUACAGGGCACACAGUGCCGACGCAGCCGACAGCCACAGCGAUAAGGGAGGCUACUCCAGUGCAGGGUUUCUCACAAAGAGGGACAGUGAAACUAAUACUGAUCAAUCGCAUCUCUUGGACUCAAGCAUGCGGCGCAUGCAGACACAGCGAGCUCACUCGGCAGGUGGGCAGGUUACCUAUGGUUACCGGCGUCCGCUUAGCAACACGAGUACCUCCUCUGUGGGAAGUAACAAAAGUACUGGUUCUAAUACAGGUAAAACAUCGGCAGUAGGAAGUCGCCUGGCUAAACAUGGCAUGUUGGUGGAAGGUCAAACGAACGGUAAGUCAAUGGAUGUGAAUGGGGGUAGCUCAAUACCUCGUCCCGGAAGUGCGACCGGCAUGAGGGCCACAACCCCAGGGGGAGGCAACUCCCGGACUGAUAUGGGGCCAGAGGCCUAUAGUAGUGCUACCCUCGAACGCAAGAAGAAGGGGCUCAAUGGAGCUCCAAAAUCUACCAGCGCAGCGCAGACAGAUCCAGGGGAAUUGUACAAAUCAAACACCCUGGGAAGGACAAAGAAGGUGUUCGGCAGCCGGAACAGUCUGAGCAAGACCCAGGCACAAGGUGAAAAUGGUUCUCUGUGUAGUAGUACAAUCAUAUCAAAUCCACAUGCAACUUAUAGUAAGGCAGGGCCCCAGUCCCCGCAGAACGGGUCACACAAUGGCACGUAUGUGGCUAUGGAGUAUGGUAGUCCACGCAAUUCCGGCGCAGGGCAGGGUGUCUGGCUCAAAACGCCAAAUGGCACUAUGGCCAUGGGCAUGUCAGAAACAGAGUCCAUGGAAUCUAUAUCGUCCCACGCUUCCAGUAUACAGGCUCAGAUCCAACAAGCACGGGCCUUAAGUGGUGCUAGUGCUCGCAUCCUCGCACACCGCGACGGUCAGGGCACGCCUAAUGGCCUGUCACGGUCCAAUAGCCUCAAAUCCAGCCAAUCUGACUCUGUGUACGCCCAGCAUUCGCAAAUGUCGGAAGACAUCACUCGCACAAACUCCUUCUCUCAACUUCCGAGCCCUCCCGCACCCUCCUCCCCAACACCAAGCAACUCUUCUCAUUCAUCGUCACGCUUUACAUACCCCAUGACUGCUGCGUACGGCAGCGGCAGCGCCUACCCGACAAACUCGGCCAUGGUGAGGUCUAACACACAGUCCAGUCUGCCGUACGGAAGCCUUGCCUUGUCCAAGCUUAACAAGGAAGAGGACAGCAGUCGUCUGACAAAAUCCUCCACUUUGGACUAUAGUUAUUUCUCGGGCGACUAUGAUUAUUCUUAUUCCUCCGUACACGGUUCAAACCUGUCGCUGGUAUCCAGUUCAUCUUCCAUAUAUUCCUCAAACGAAGAAAAACACAACCAUGAGAUCCGAAAACUUCGACGCGAAUUGGAGUCGGCCCAGGAAAAAGUUGUGACGUUAUCGACGCAGUUGAGCACCAAUGUCAAACGCGCUCAUGUGGUGGCUGCCUUCGAACAGUCGCUGUCCAAUAUGACAAAUCGGCUCCAGCAUCUCACCUGCACAGCCGAACAAAAGGAGUGCUUAGCUGUGAAGCGUUCCUGUCGAUGCAAGGCAAAAAAGGACUCUGAAUUAAAUGAGCUGCGAGUGACUAUCGAAGCGUUGAAGCGACAGAGCGGCCUAAAUAUCCCUGAUCCAAUUAUCAGUCCCAAUGCUGGCCGGAGACACACAUCGCCGGGUAUGGUCGCGAACUGUAGUCCUCAGCACCAGCCCUCGCCACACCAUCAUCACACCCCCGGCCGCGCCUUCCACACACUGCCCAUGCCUCUUGAAGGUCGUAUGACGAGACAGAUGUCCACCGAUAGUGUGUCCAGUAUCAAUAGUAUGUCGAGUGCCUGCAGUUUGACCAGUCAACAGUCCGCCGCCACAGACGGAGAUAUCAGCAAGAAAAAGAAAAAGAGGGGAUGGUUACGAAGUUCAUUCAGUAAAGCGUUUUCACGGAAGAAGAACCGGAACGGGUCCAUGUCUGAUUGUGAACUGGACAGCACAAGCUUCCGGUCUAAUAUGUCUGCUCCAAACUCCCCUUUGCUUCAAGUCCACAUGCCAAACGGAUCUGGGCUCAUCAAGGGAUCCCAUUCUUCGUCAGCGCUGUACGAGGCAGAAGACAUGGGAUCUGUUUUAGAAUUACGAAAGCAGUUACGUGAUAAAGACAUGAAGCUGACCGAUAUCCGACUGGAGGCGCUGUCGUCUGCUCACCAGUUGGAGCAACUGCGGGAAACAAUGACGAAAAUGAAGUGUGAUAUGGGUGCCUUGAAAGCAGAUAAUGAUAGAUUACAACGAAUGAUGUCUGCGAGAAAUUUGAACACAUCCCAGAAUUCCCUGGCCCACUCACGAGCAGGAAGUAACAGUGAUACUCUUGAAAGGUCGCUCAGCAUGCAAGAACAGCCUAGUCUAGAAAUGUUGCUAGCGGAGACUCCCGACCGGGAGGGGAAGAGAGUAACUAUUAUGGUAUACCUCGGCUCAAAUCCUGACCCCAUGAGGAUGGGAGUAGAGAGACCUGCCGAAGUAUUGAUAGGCUCCUUGUCAGUCAGUGGGAAGACGAAGUGGGACAUUUUAGACAACAUUGUUAGAAAAAUAUUAAAGGAGUAUGUGUUACGAGUUGAUCCUGUCACAAACUUAGGCUUGAGUGCAGAGAGUGUUUGUAUGUACCAUAUAGGGGAGAUAAUCCGAACUAAAAAUGCGGAUUUACCAGAACUAUUACCCGUGGGCUACCUGGUAGGGGACACAAUGCAAAUAGGAAUAUGUCUCAAAGGUACAAAGCAAAACAGUGUGGACUCGUUAGCGUUUGAGACACUGAUCCCCAAGUCCAUUGUCCAGAGGUAUGUGUCCCUGCUUCUGGAACACCGCCGUAUUAUCCUCUGUGGUCCGAGUGGCACAGGCAAGACAUACCUGGCACAGAAACUCGCGGAACACCUGGUUCUCAGGUCUGGGAAGGAACUGACUGCUGGUUCAGUCGCAACCUUCAACGUUGAUCACAAGUCAGCUAAGGAACUACGGCAGUACCUGUCCAACAUCGCCGACCAGUGUGAGAACUCGAGCGUGGGAGAACUGCCGAGCGUCAUCAUCCUCGACAACCUUCAUCACGUGGGGUCUCUGGGCGAGGUCUUCAACGGCUUUCUCUCCGUCAAGUACCAGAAAUGUCCGUAUAUUAUUGGAACUAUGAACCAGGCGACGUGUUCCACGACCAACCUCCAGCUCCACCACAAUUUCCGAUGGGUGCUCUGUGCCAACCAUAUGGAGCCUGUCAAGGGUUUCCUGGGUCGCUAUCUCCGCAGGAAGUUGGUGGAGGCCGAGGUACGGACAGGUAUUCGUAACAACGACCUCAACAAAAUCAUUGAUUGGAUCCCGAAGGUCUGGCUCCAUCUCAACAAGUUCCUGGAGACUCACAGCUCAUCGGAUGUCACAAUAGGACCGAGACUCUUCCUCUCCUGUCCGAUGGAGAUCCCAGGCUCCAAGAUAUGGUUCACAGACCUCUGGAACUACUCAAUCAUACCCUACAUGUUGGAGGCUGUGAGGGAGGGGCUACAGGUUUAUGGCCGUCGUGCCCCCUGGGAAGACCCCACUGACUGGGUGCUGGAGACGUAUCCAUGGGCAACAGCAAAAGACGAGGACCCUGCAUUACUGCGGAUCCGCCCAGAAGAUGUUGGUUAUGACACACAGGGUGUGAUCUCUGCAGGAUCAAGCCCGCAACCACAGAAGGCCAAAACCUUGGAGAUGUCGAAGCAAACAGGAAACGGAGACCCAUUGCUUAGCAUGAUCAUGCGCCUACAAGAAGCUGCAAAUGGUUCGAGCAGCGCUCAAAGCCAGGAUAGCGAUUCUACAAGUCUGGACAGCUUCAGUAGCCACGACAUUUCCACGUCGAGUGUCGAGUCCGCUCUGUGAAUGCCGCGUCAUGUGUGACGUUGUAACCAUGUCCUGUGAUUCCUAGCGACCAGUUAAAACUCCCCGACAUCCCUGCAUUGUUCUAUUAAUAAACCUCCGUUGGUAGCUGCCUUUUUGUCAUAACAGACUUAACAUGGUGCUAAUUUUAGACGUGGAUAUCAACUACUAUAUUACGUGAUUUUCUCCAAGGCCAAAAUGGAAGCAUGCAAUGACGUCGUAAGGUGGCGUAUGACGUUUCAUCUUUACCGUGUGUUUGAUCUAAGAUUACUGUGCGAAGAAGAGGAUGUAGAAUUCCAUUGUUAUGUGUUAUAUAUGUAGUUGUGUUAAUGGGUUCGUAGAGUUUAUCUUAAAGAUAUCAAUCUGCGUGCAUUUCCAGGUGUUCGGAUAUUCUUGAUUGAAAAUUUCGAUCUGCUCAUUUAGUUGAUCAAAAUCACUAUCACUGCAAUAAGCUCUUGUUAUAAUUCUCUGCAUUAAAGUUACCUUAGGACCCAAGUUUGAUUUAUUCAUCAACAUGCAGACUGAAGUUCUACUUUUUUUCAAGAAUAUUUGAACACCUUUGUUGAUAUACUGAAUUUUUUUGUUUUUGUUUUAUGAAGUUUUAAACUUUUGAUGUUUUUUUCUCCUUUUAUUUGACUGUGUUGUUUGUUGCUUUUAUUGUAUGGUAUUUGUGUAGCGAUACCUAAAUGUGAUAUGGCAUGGUUGGUUGUCUCCCUUGCAUGGGUGGUGUUUUGUGUCCUGUGUCUGUCCUACCGUCAAUAGUAUAAAACUAUGUCACAAUUAUCCGAUCAUUACUACUUUUCAUUAAUAAGGUGGACAGGUUAAGAAAUUUUUGAAAUAAAAUAUAAAUGAUAAACACAUUUAAACAGAAAAAUAUCAUUUCACAGUAGUUACCAUUUCAUUUUGGAAUUACAAAUGUAAGUGGGAAAAAAUGCUCGAAGAGAGCAUAAUAAAUGGCCAAUUUAUAGGAGAAAUUACUGUAUUCAGAAAUUAUGAAUGUAAUCAGAUGAUAAAUGGAUAAUCACCUUAUCUGGAAAUUAUAAAAAGCUAUUGACGAAAUUACUUGGAAAUGGAGCUUCAUAAUCAGAAAUUCUGGUAAUAUCUCAUAGCUGUUAAUCGUUGUGUCAGAUUGUCAAAAUGUUACCUUGAAAUUUAUGAGCGUUUCCGGUAAAGUUAUGUCUCUGUAUAACAGGUCCUUCCUCAGCAACUCAAUCAGGACGGAGACGCAUGAAUCUCGGACAUAGUUGGCCAUCCCAAGUGUGCCAAGGGACAUAGCUUAGAAUGCUCUAAGGGACAUGAAUGAGAAUGUUCUAAGGGACCUAACUCAGAAUGUCCUAAAGGAAAUGACUUUCAUUCAUUAGAGAAGCAACUCAAAAUGUACCAAGGGACAUAACUCAAAAUGUACCAAGGGACAUAACUCAGAAUGUGCUAAGGGACAUAACUCAGAAUGUGCUAAGGGACAUUAUGUUAGUGAGUGCCCAAGAGGAAAGUUUCAUUGCUUAAUUAUAAAUUAUACAAAGGAGCACAUUUCUGAAAUGCACAGUUGAAAUAAUCAGCAAGUAAAUUCUUGGCUUAUACCUAGAUGCAUGUUUUUGAGAAAUGAUACACCUAGUAUCAGCAAACUUUUUAUCAAAGUUAGAUUGUCAUGGAGUGGAAGUUUUUUCAUAUCCUAUAUGUAAAUUUUAUACCCAAGUAGCUGCUUCUGCACAAGACUUGUAUAGAAAACGCCAACAGUCAGGUUGACCUUUGACCUAAUCACUUGGGUGUAAAGGUCAUGUUAAAGGUAUGUUUAGUUCAUGAACAUGUAUGAGCUGAUUCAUGAACUCUUCAUGUCUCUGACCCUGACAUGUGGGUGUGACUGUGGUUUAGAGCUGUAGAGCCCCUUUGGUGGAGGUUUAUCUCGCCUUCUGAUUUCGUUGCGGAAGGUGAAGGACGUACGUAGGCUGUAGGUAUAAAUAGACAGAACAUUGUUAAACAUCCAUGUAGCAACAACAGUUACGAUAUCACGUAAGAGUGUUGUCAUCGCUUUCCACCAUAUUCAACUUUGAACUUUGUACUUGAUAUUGUCAACCCAGUUUGUGCACAGCAUUUGUAAUGAACACAAUGGCCUUCGCAAUAAUUGUCCCGCUAUAGUCAUUGUACAGCAGAGUGUUUGUUGACAACUCAGUCGCAUUAAAUUAUACAUCUGAUUGAGGAACAUUACUUCCCCUUGGGGGAAAAAAGAUGAAAAAAAAGAUAUUUAAACAAUCUGUAGCUGAUUUGAAACACAUGGAGAAACGUAAAUUUG
Mizuhopecten yessoensis (Yesso scallop) is the source of this 10035-nucleotide messenger RNA. Its product is annotated as neuron navigator 3-like. The transcript has 30 exons. Gene Ontology annotation, molecular function: ATP binding; protein binding; ATP hydrolysis activity. Lineage: Eukaryota; Metazoa; Mollusca; Bivalvia; Pectinida; Pectinidae. Gene Ontology annotation, biological process: nervous system development; neurogenesis. The record is from RefSeq and is a predicted model, not a curated record. The coding region runs from base 285 to 7751 and encodes 2488 amino acids.